Messenger RNA from Daldinia caldariorum, 3147 nucleotides. RefSeq names its product exocyst complex component Sec5-domain-containing protein. Gene Ontology annotation, biological process: exocytosis; Golgi to plasma membrane transport. Gene Ontology annotation, cellular component: exocyst. Lineage: Eukaryota; Fungi; Ascomycota; Sordariomycetes; Xylariales; Hypoxylaceae. Bases 1 to 3147 code for a protein of 1048 amino acids. The record is from RefSeq and is a predicted model, not a curated record. The transcript is spliced from 3 exons.
AUGGCCGACUUUGAUAGGAACGUACUGGAGUUUUACCAGCUGUCUACCCCCUUUCCCACCGAAUGGCCGGCCGAGAAGGAUAAGAGCGAUGACUCGGAUAGCGAACAGGAGCAGCUGAAAAAGCAAAAAAUAAAUCGUAGAAAGUCGCGAUAUCAAGCGUUGGAACGAGCUGUCAGCAAUAGGACUAGUAUCGUCCAGGGAUCCGAGAAGUCGCCAAAUGGAGUGAGCAACUUGGUACAGAAAGACGAGCCCGACCCGUUAGGGACAUCAGACAGCGUCGUUAGGUCAUUGAAACAAUUGGGAGUGCCGGUCCAAGAUGAUGUCCGUCUACGCAAUCGGUUCCUCUUGUCCUCCACAAGUUUCUCCCCUGCUCUAUUCCUAUCCCAGAUGCAUGCCACCGCCGAUACUCAAUCCCUCCUAAACGGUCUCGACGUCCUAUCCAAGUCUAUCGACCAGAAAUCCGCAUCCCUCAAGGUUUUGGUAGAAUCUAAUUUUGAGAGAUUCGUACGAGCCAAGGCUACCAUCGACAAUGUCUACAAAGAAAUGAAAUACAGGGGCGUCGAACCCCCAUCACUGAACCGCGCUCGGAGACACUCGCGACAAGCUAGUAGAAGUAGCUUCAGGAACAGCAGUGGCGGUGCGGCUCUGGGAACGAACCCGCUAGUAACUCCUCUACCCGAUACUCGGAAGAAGAAUGCGCUCGUUAAAGAAAGCGAUUAUGGAGUUAUGGGUAUAAAAACGCCUCUAUUAGACGUGGCAGCCAAGGCCGAAGAUGUCUGGGGUCCCGCGCUCGGUGGCCGAGAGAAAGAAGAGAACCUGAAGACCGUUUCAAGUUCGCUCGAUCGAUACAAGGAGUACAUCGAGGCUAGUUCUAACAUUGCGGAUAGUAUUAAGAGAAAAGAUUACGAGGCCCUGGUGGAGGAGUAUACCCGCGCUCGAAGAUUUGCGGACGAGGCCCGUAAACUCGUCGAGGAGCUAGGUUCUACCCCGCCAAGCGAGACCGAGGCGUACCAGAUUCUUCUUGCAGCUCGAAUGUGGUACGAUGUUGGUGAGCAAAUUCAACUAUUCAAGCGCGAACUAUGGAGGAAGCUUACGUCGCUUCAUAAUGCGUCAAGAACGGACACUUUGGUUGCGCAACCGCAAGAUCAACAUAUGGAAUUAAUAAGCUUGUUACUAGAGCUUGGCGUCGAUGAUAACCCGAUCUGGGUAUGGCUUUUGAGCAAGUACGAUUAUCUUAAGGGGAAAAUCUCGUCUCUGGGAGAACGAGCCAAGGUCGAAAUUGAAGUGCUUCGACGCCGUCUUGCAAACGGUGAAAAGCCACCGCCGCAGAUGAUGGCUACACAUUUAAGGAAUCUUGGUCGGCUCUCAGUUGAGGGUAAAGCCAACGGGCUAGAUUCUUCUGAUGUUAUCGAAUUGUGGGAGAAGAUGUUGGCCUUCUUAUCGAGCCUCUUAUCUAGUCAAGGUGUAUUAGGGGAGGUUAUAGAAUUCUGGCAAACUGUUGAAGGAUUUAUUGAUGGGAAGGCUCAAAAGGCCUUGCCCACGGGUUACAAUGGAGAGUCUCGGGACCACCAUAGACUUUCCCAGCAGGGAACUGUGGAUCUGCAAAAAGGUACCAUCGAACUAGUUGAUAUGAUCCGUGGGCAUGUCUUCGAGUUCUUUGCAGGUGCUCCCCCUGAGGAUGUCUCACUACUCUUUUCCCCACUACCACCUUCACCCGGGACGCCCGGGUCUGCAGGGUUAAGCAAUACGAGAGACCCUCGUUUUAACUUCGAUGCGAACAACCUCCCUCCCCCAUCUCCUAAAACGGGAGAGGCGUGGGAGAAAUUCGCAUUUUGGCCCCCGACAUCAAAUUCAGUCAGCGGUGUUCAUUACCUCUCCAGGAUGCUUAACUUGGUCGGUUCUGGGGCGUCUGAGAUGGCAAGUAUAGCGCCUGUCAGGCAAGGCGACGCAAAGCAGUUGGAGAUGCUGAAGACUUUGGUCGGUGCUGCACGAGAGAGAUGUGUCACUGCCCUAUGUGCUGCUUGGAACAAAGAUGCCGAGAACAUUAAGUAUGUCGAGGACUGGAAGCGUUCCAAAGAGAUGGGAGAUAUCACACGCAUGCCAACGAGCUUCGCCUCCUUCGAAGGUGCGCUUCUCUCUGGGAUGCAGAAAAUCCUCUAUAUCCCGGAGGCGAUGGCCAAACCCGGCUCGGGGGAUAUUGUCUCUGCGCCGACGUCGAAACUGCUUCAGAUGGUGAGGAGUCAGUAUGUUACGACGCUUUAUAAAGCACUUAGCGGAAUGGUAGAAAAUGCAGAGCGUGCGAUUAAGAAAACUGAUGACGAAUGGACUACUGAUGCGGAUCUGACCGUGAGGUCUGGGAGCGACAGGGUGUCUCUGAGUCUCGGCUCAGAGACUGUUGACCCUGGAGACAGAAACGUCCGUAUGCUCUUAACCCUGGGCAAUCUCCACGCUUUGCGCACCAAAGUAGUGCCCAACUUAAAUAGCCAGUUUGAGAAUGCCUUCUCCGUCAAGCUUACAGAUGAAUCCAAGACUAUCAAGGACGUACUUGGUCAGAUCGACGCUCGCCUAUUCCAGUCCUUCACCCGUCCAUCUCUCGAGAGCUUACGCAAGAUCAUCCGCGCCGGGCUUUCGGAUCCUAAAUGGGCACCUCCCAAACCCACGGAAGUCAAACCAUACGUGUACGAAGCUCUUCUCACCCUAGUCCUCGUGCACACGCAGGUGUCCACCACAGCGCCGAGCAUGACGCACCAGGUGCUCUCGUACCUCCUCGAGCAGGUCAGCCGAGAGCUGCUGGAGUCGCUCAAGGCGCGGCCGCGGUUCGACCUCGGCGCGCUCAUGCAGGCGACGCUCGACGUCGAGUUCUUCGCGCAGACGCUGAGCCAGUACACGACGGAGCGCGCGUCCGCCAUCCAGGGCGAGAUCUACACCAUGCUCGACUCCAAGACGGACAACCAGGCCCGCGCCCGCCUCCAGGACGAGCUCCCCGGCAUGCGGGAGGUCCUCAAGAAGCUACGGGAGCACAGCCGCGCCCAGUUCGCGUGCUUUAAGAGGCCGCGCAGGGCGGCGCCCGGUCAGGGGUCUGUGUCUUUGACUGCUGCUGGGGGCGUGGGCGUGGUCCCCGGGAUCGAGAGGACGGCUACGGGGUAG